Messenger RNA from Gigantopelta aegis, 8303 nucleotides. Its product is annotated as vesicular acetylcholine transporter-like. Bases 895 to 2556 code for a protein of 553 amino acids. The transcript has 2 exons. Lineage: Eukaryota; Metazoa; Mollusca; Gastropoda; Neomphalida; Peltospiridae. The record is from RefSeq and is a predicted model, not a curated record. Gene Ontology annotation, molecular function: acetylcholine transmembrane transporter activity. Gene Ontology annotation, cellular component: AP-2 adaptor complex; terminal bouton; AP-1 adaptor complex. Gene Ontology annotation, biological process: chemical synaptic transmission; transmembrane transport.
UAAUUGUCUUAACCGCAAAUUGUCUAGACAAUCUCUAUCGACGUUGUAAGUCUACCUUUAACAUUAAGAAAUCGGCAGUGUCAUGUGACGAAAGGGCGGGGCCAUCUGUCAGAGGUUUUUUUUUAGACGUCACAUAGUGGGCGGCACCUCGGGGUUUAUUUUUUUAUACUUUUUUUUUUUGUUUUACUUUUUUUUUUACAUCAGCGGGUGGUAUUAAACAGAAUUACGCUUUUAGAGGUUAUCGAUCUGUGGUUUGGCCAAGAAAUAGUAUUGAUCUAACCACGUGACGUUAAUUUACGCCCAUUCAGGCUGGAUAGGCUUAAUACACGUGUUUGCUGGAUUCAGAGCCACAAAUUCACCACCGCAAGAAAUCAACACGGCUCGGCACCAUUCAUUCAAGUUUAAGGGCUGCCUGGGGUCACAUUGCGCAUGUUCAGCAAGACGGGACCAUUAGAGGGGAAAAAAGAAAGGAUCGAAUAUUGAAGAAUUGUUAUCGAGUUGGCGUGCCCAUAGAUUCUUCGGUUCCAGCCAGUUGCCCGCCCACUUAACGGAACUGUUGUGCCGGAGGAAAGACCAAAACUUUGGAGAGUGGUCGUACGUCUGCUAACUGUCGGUGAGUGCCGGAUUUGAAUAAUACAGAGAGAUCCCAAGCAUCCUCGAGGUUGUAAAGGUUUUCGGUGGAAAAUCAAUUUGAACUGGAGGAUUUGAUUUCGAAACAUUUACUUAAAAUGAAUAAUGUAUUGUUUGUGAUAAUUCGUAUUCAUAAAUAGGAUCACUCUUGGGACUGGAGUGAGAUAUAACUGUGAUAGAAAAAAAGAAGAAGAAAAAAAAAGAAACAACAACUUUAGACAAAAGUUUACUUCGCAAUCGUCUUCAGAUUAAAAGAUAUCCACGAUGGGAUUCGUUCCAGAAAUCAACGAAAGGACUGCUAUUAUGUGGGAUACUUUUAACAAGAAGAUCCACGAGCCGAAGUCUCAGCGGAAGCUCGUGUUAGUGACCGUGUGCAUCGCGCUACUACUGGACAACAUGCUGUACAUGGUGAUCGUCCCCAUUAUCCCCAACUACCUCCGCGAUUUGGGUUCUCACCACGCCGUCGCCAGCUACAGCGUCAACAGCACCAACUACACGUGGAUACCGUACAGCACGCCGGCUCCAAUGGCGAACGGUUCGGCGUAUAACUACACGGAUUACCACGAACGUCAAGGCUUCAGGAUCCCACUGCCUCCUCCCCCGGUCUCGUACGGGAACGAAGGGGGAGCCGUGGGCGUGUUGUUCGCGUCCAAGGCCAUCAUCCAGCUGUGUGUGAACCCUUUCACGGGAACCCUGAUCGAUCGGAUCGGUUACGACGUGCCCAUGAUGAUCGGGCUCAUCAUCAUGUUCAUGUCGACGUCGGUGUUCGCGUUCGGAGAGAGCUACGCCGUGCUGUUUCUCGCCAGAAGUCUUCAAGGACUCGGAUCUGCCUUCGCCGACGUCGCGGGACUUGCGAUGAUCGCCGAUCGCUUCACGGAAGAAAACGAACGCUCGAAAGCGCUGGGCAUAGCCAUAGCGUUCAUUUCGUUUGGAUGUCUGUUCGCGCCACCAUUCGGAGGAAUUCUGUAUCAGUUCGCUGGGAAGCUGGUUCCCUUCCUGAUCCUGGCUCUGGCCUGUCUCAUAGACGGGAUGCUCCUGCUGAUGGUGAUGAAACCCGUGAGGCUGGAGCGAUCGUUGAUACCGAAGGAGGAGCGUGUUAAAGGAACGCCUAUCUACCGACUGCUGAUGGACCCGUACAUCCUCUGCACUGCCGUUGCUCUGGCCAUGGCCAACGUCUCUCUGGCUUUCCUGGAACCGACCAUCUCGUUGUGGAUGAAGGACACGAUGGCAGCAGACGAGUGGGAGAUCGGCUUCGUCUGGCUGCCGGCGUUCAUCCCGCACGUCUGCGGCGUCUACCUGACCGUCAAGCUGGCCAAGAACUACCCGUCGUACCAGUGGCUCAUGGCCAUGAUCGGGAUCGCCAUGGAGGGAUCCUUCUGCUUGAUCUGCCCCUUCUCCCAGUCGUUCGGCAUCGUCAUCAUCCCCAUCAUGGGCAUCUGUUUCGGAAUCGCCCUCGUGGACACGGCGCUGCUGCCGCUGCUGGGCCACCUCGUCGACGUGAGGCACGUGUCCGUGUACGGCAGCGUCUACGCCAUCGCCGACAUAUCGUAUUCCGUGGCGUACGCGUUUGGACCCAUCGUGGCCGGAUCCGUCGUUCAGUCCAUCGGAUUCACCUGGCUUAAUGUGUUGAUAUUCUUAAGCAAUAUUGUGUACGCCCCGGCGCUGUUGUUUCUAAGAAAUAUCUACAAGUACAAGCAGUUCGAAAACGAGGAGUGUGACGUAGUUUACGACGAUCCGCCCAACAAACAAUACAACACGUACAUGCAAAACGGAGGCGUCAACGGUAAACCUUGCCAUGUAGAGGAUUCCAUGAAAAACCAUCUAGAAACCAAACAGCGACUCACCAGUGGGGAAAUAGACUGCUACCCUCCGACGGAUAACUUAGACUUUCUGUACAAAAAUCAAAACUCGUUUUAUCAACAAUAAAAGCGUUGUGAUUGAAUAAUACGCCGCAGUGAUUUUUUGGCGACGGAAACAUAUUUUAGUCAUGCACACUUUGAUCUUUAACUAACUAGUACUGAGACCAAAUAACAAAGUGAGCAAGAAGAUUGUGGAUUCAGAAUGUAUUUUUUCUGGGACUUUGUUUUAGAUGUUUUGACAUUUAUUAGAGUAUACAUCGAUUCCCCCCUCCCCAUGUUCAAUUUACAUCUAAAGAUUUAAAUAGUUGUUUAACAUAAAACAAUUACUAGGUUUCCUAUAAAUGUAUAAGUCUACAGAAUGAGAGAGGGAGAGAGAGAGAGAGAGAGAGAGAGAGAGAGAGAGAGAGAGAGAGAGAGAGAGAGAGAGAGAGAGAGAGAGAGAGAGAGAGAGAGAGAGAGAGAGUGUGUGUGUGUGUUAAAUGCUGGUUUCAUUUGGAAAUACCGCACGUCGAGAAUCCUAUAUAUGUAUAUAUGUUUGAAUGACCGAGGCUCGUAUAAUACAGUUUUUAUUCUAAUAUAUGAUAUUGACGAUACCGAAACACACUGGUUAACUCCCAAAAAACCAGCAACAACAAACCCCUCCCUAAAAAAAACCUCACACAAACCUCAUCUAAAACAAUAAAAAGAAAAAUACAAAAAAUAAAUUAACAAUAAACACAUGAAAAUACGGGGAUAGGCCUUUAUCCUCAAUGUAGGAUGAAAGUGUAGGCUUUUUUUUAAAUCAAGUAUUUACACAUAAAAAAUACAAUCAGAAAACCCAAUACUGUAAUGUAAUGGUGAGAUUGUUGUCAGGUGCGUUAUUAAUUUUAUAAAGUGGAGAGGCCAUAGCGUUAUAAAUGCUAUAUUGUAGAGGCGUGAAAAAAAAUAGUGCCAAAUAUAUAUAUUACAUAAUUGUUGAACACCACCCUCCAACAUACGGGAUAUCCCGAAACAGCCAACUAACGAAUCAAUAAAACUAAAGUCUUCAGUACUGAAAUUCAGAUCUGUAUCAAACGUCAACAGCGCUACAACCAAAAACAGAAUUCUAUAUUUAAAUACAAUAUUACUUGAUGUUAUGAGUUCAUGUACAUAUUUUCAUUACGUCACUACUGUGGACUAGUAACAAGAAUGGUACCGGUGCAUACAACUACCACGAAGUGAACUGUUCACCAUAGUAGACACGUCAUCGUUGUUGUAUCAUCAUAUUCUUGACGUCAUAUUAAUAUUUAAAUCGAAUGACCGUACACAGUUCAUUUUGUCUUGGGUAGAUCUUCCUGCGCAUCUGACAAGCGUGCUUCACCAUUUGAUGGAUGUAAGCGUGUGAUGUUUGAAUGGUAUUUAAUUAAGAUAAAUUAUGCUGUACGUAGUUUAUUCCCAGAGAAUAUAUCUGUAUAGUACAUAAUUGUUUAUGUUAUUUAUAAUAUGUUGUUUAAUUUAUGUGAUAAAAAUACUGUAAAUAUUACAAAAAUGACUACGCUUUAUUAUAUAUUAAUUAUUGAGUUACACGUUAAAAUAUAUCGUUUGAAAGCAUGUUAUAGUAUGUGAUAGACAAGCAUUGUUUAACUUGAAACAUUUAUUUUACAGUCCUUUAUUAAAGCUGCAAUCUCGUCUUUAUUUAUUAUUAUUAUUUAAAUUUUAAUAAUUUAAUCAUGCACAUUAUAUUUUAUCCUAUAACAUAUCAUUCUUCGAUACACAGGCGUCAGAAGAUAUAGGUAAUUUUUUAUAUAUAUUUUUAAUAUGAUGACAGAAUGGUUUGUCUCAUGCAGGCAGGUGACUAUAUACACUGAUAACAAAAACACAUGAAGUCUAUUAAAACUGCAGUUGUGUUUGUAUUUUGCAUUAUUAAAAUAUGUUGUAAGAUAGAAGUGCGAGAUUACAGCUUUAACGAAAUAUGAUUGCCCCUCCGUCCACGCUGUUGUUGGCGGUUAAAUCGACUGUAGGACACUAACAGACAUGAAAGCAGUAGUAUAAUUAGUACUAUUUUGAUUUGUCAAUAUGUUUCGCUGAAAGCCACUUAAAAAAAUUAUUUGAUGUUGGUCCCAGCUAGCCUCACGAAACAAAGGACCCGCCCCCGAAUUGUUUUUGUAUUUAUUUAAAAAAAAAAAGAAGUUCUAACGACAUCCAAUUUCGACCCGUAGCGCGUUUGUCGGCCAUUCUAGGUGGGAGAGUUUACAUAUUAAAUGGCAGUUAUGAUUAAGUGUCAGGUGCUGCCACCUAGAACAUGUCCCAGUUAGUCCCGAUUAUCUGUGAUAUAUUCUCCAUUAUGCCAAAACCACGGGUGUUGAUAAUGGGGGGCGGGGGGGGGGGGGGGGGGGGGACAUUCUUAAAGUUCUUUGACUUGAGUACUAAAAUGUUCUAACAAAGAGAAGAAAAAAAAAGACACCCCUCCCUCCACCCCGAAUUUGGAGAUAACAAGGACGACCACCAACUUUAAAAAAAAAAUAAACUAAACCAAUCUAAAUUUUAUAUUUGGUGCUACUGCUGUCGAAUAAUUUCCAGUAUCACUUGUGUUCAUUUAAGUAAGGCCAGUAUAUGUUAAGUUUAAUUUCAUCCAGUGUACAGUUUUGUUGUAAAUAAGUUUUGAUUGGUCAAGUUCAUCACAUUUAGAGAAAAAACAAUCAGUUUCAUUGCAUAACUAUCCGAAUGAAUGGAUAUACUUUUUUUUAUUCCCUUAAGAGCAUACAUGCAAUCAUAAAGGUAAUACGGUAAUACGUACUGCUCUAAACCUAUCUCUACCAAGGUUAGAGUUCGUGUCUAUGGCAAGCGUGUUUGAGUCUUUGUCAGUAUAAACACAUCGAUUGUAUGGUUGUAUGGUGGUAUGGUUGAUUGUUUGGUAAGACCACUGUUUUGACUAAAACAUUGCGAGUUGUAAAACAUUUAAACACCGGCUGUGGUGAUUUGGUUGGGUGAUUGUGUGGUAAUCCUAGGCCAAUAUUUUGACUAAAACAUCUAAUAUUGCGAGUUGUAAAACAUUUAAACACCGCCUGUGGUGAUUUGGUUGGGUGAUUGUGUGGUAAGCCUAGGCCAAUAUUUUGACUAAAACAUCUAAUAUUGCGAGUUGUAAAAUAUUUAAACACCGGCUGCGGUGGUGUGGUUGGUUAAUUGUUUGGUAAGUUUAGACCAAUGUUUUUACUAAAACAUGUAAUAUUGCGAGUUGUAAAACAUUUUAACACCGGCUGCGGUGGUGUGGUUGGUUAAUUGUUUGGUAAGGUGAAUAUAUACACUUACAUUACAAAGACACAUUAGUAUGUUUUACUUGAGUUAAGAUAAAGUUGAAAAAUCAUGGGUUGAGGAGUACCCGACAAUGUAUUAAGUGAUUAUAUACUCUUAGAAAUAAAUUUCAUGUGAAGAAAUUGCCAUCUUUAAUACAAGAAACUAAGUUUUAGUCAGAAAUAUCAUAUUGUAAGACGAACAUCAUUGUUAAAAGCUGUGAUGGAAAGGACACCUUGUUACAAUACACGACUAAUGCAUGUUGAGAAGGGCGAGCGAUCGCGGUAGAUCGCCUGAUUUUAAAAAUUUAUUUAGAUGAAUUUGGUGUGCUAGAAGACGAUGGUACAAGUCAAAUUAUUCGCGAGCGCUCGGCCUUCUGAACACGCCCCUGAUAACGUUAACAGUUGCAGGUUCCGUAAUUACUGUGAAACCUUGAACGGCUUCCACACGUCAGUGGAAUAUAUAAUGCGGAUUUCCUAAUUUGUAGCGCUGUCUUCAUUAAAUUUACAUACCUAUUAAAUGCGCUAUCAGCGCGUACUCAGUAACUAGGAUCCGCGCAUUUAACUAUCAUGUCAGAUGGGUCGAGUUCAGACAGAUAGAAAAGGAGGGUGGGAAUGUUCGCCAACCUAGUUUAUGCGUUUCACGUUAAAUCGAAUGUGGAGCAAUCAAGUUGUUCGCGAACGUUAGCGUGUUGUUUGUUUUUACUUAACGCAGAGCUGAUCGGAAAGAAAAAAAAAGGUUUUGCGAAAGCUAAUACAAGAAUGGAACGGUUCUGAAUAAUCGUAAAGUUCCGCAACCAACCCAUUCAUAAAACCAACCGUGCUUCGCUAAUUGUUUAGUUAUUUACUUAAUGCGCCAAAUAGAAAACAAAAAAUACAUUGUAAAUUUUAAAACAUCGCUUUGUACACUGGAAACGUGUCAUUUGUAGAUAUACUGCGUGUUCGUAGAGGUGUGAAUGAGAGGGUUGACCCCCCAUUAUUUCUGUUUUUGAAUGAGUAUGAUAUAAUCAAUAUUAAUUAAAACUGACGGUUUAUAUAACAAUGAUCUAUUACAAAUUGCGAAAGCUGGGUGCAUUUCUAGACUGUAUUUGAAAUCACCAGGGCUGUACCCUGAUCAAAAUCCUAGGGGUGUGGGGCAUUACUUUUUAUAAACAAAAUGAAACACUAUAUAAAUUAAACCCUGAAAUAUGUAUACUAUUUUCUGGAGUUGAGAUUCUCAGGGGGAUAACUGCACCCCUCCUGCCCCCCGGAGGGUACGGCCAUGAUCACUCAGUUGCAAAGUAUUGUAAUUUGUUUUUAAGUGAAGCUGGGUAGUAUGUUACAGAGUGUGUGGAGCAUGGAUAGUUUAGUUUAAGUGUAGUUUUCCUGUCGUGAAACUGAGCUAGUUCUCCCGUUCAAAGACGUAGUUCUGUAUUUCAGAAACGCGUAAACUUCACAUUCAGCAUUUAUGAAGUUCAGUAUAACAUUAUAUGAAAGUGGCUGUGACAUGUUGUAGAUAAUUGUACUCAUGAUAUUAUUUAUAGUCAUGUCAUAUUAUUAUUUAUACAGUUCAUAUUGGUAUUCAUAUUCAUAUUCAUGUUCAUAAUGAUAUUAUUAUUGUUCAUGCCAUUAUUCAUAUAAUCAUCAUAAUCAUCAUCAUUAUUAUUCAUAUUCUUCUUAUUAUUCAUAUUAUUAUUCAUGUUAUUAUUCAUAUUCAUAUUAUUAUUCAUAUAGUUAUUCAGUGUUCAUAAUAAUAUUAUUCAUAUUAUGACAAUUUAUCAUUCUGACAGUUGUCCCAGAAACAAUUUUUACAUUCUACUAGCAAUCCCAUCAAAGACGUUAUUUUACAUUCUAUAUUCUAUCAGUAGCUCAAACAAAACAUGGUAUGUAGUGUAACACCCCAACCCUUCCCCAUCAUCUUUCAUUCUCACUGCUGUUUAGGGUCUGUUCCAGAAAUGGUCAUCCAGGAGGGGUAGGAUACAUGUUUCCCCGAUGUCCCCGUUGGUCAAGGGAUUAAGACCGAAAACUACCAAACCAUCGGACUUAAGGCUGGUAAGUUCUGGGUUCCCAUCCCGGUGAAAGGCCACCAACUCCCUGUCCUGGCCAGAAAACGCAAAUAGCUGCGUUCUGUGCCCAAGGCAGCGUGCUUAAACCUUGAUUGGGUAUAAGCACGGAAAUAGAUUUAAAACAAGAAUACCCCCCAGACCCCACCCCACCCUUAUGAUCCAGGAUCCAGGAUCGUACAUAGACAAAAAUAACUAGCAUGAGGGUCAAUAAAUCAAGAAUACGUGCACAGUAAUAAAGGGUCUCCUCAUGUUUUAUAGGGGUGUGGUCAACUACUCCCUUGCACCCUGUUAGAUUCGGCCCUGUGAUCAUGUCUGGAACCCUCACUGGAGUAGAAAACUGACAAACGAAGUUUAGCGCUCAACUGGUGAUUUCUGAUUUGCUAACGCUCGCUAGUAUAAGCUGAACAUUUGUACAUGGAUCUAGUUAUUAUUGAAAUCAUGUGACUUGGGAAAUCAAUGUUAUGAAUACUUAAAACACUUGUUAUCAUCAUUGGUUCUAUUAAAUAACUCUAGUUCGCUUA